CCGAAAUAUAUCCUGAAGAAAUUGCAUUACAAGUAGAGUGGCAUAUGGCUCAGUUUGAAGUUGCGGCUGAAGAAGAUGCUCAAUUGAAUAUAGAAAAUCAGCCGGCGAUUAACAAACUUAAGAUCCUUCCACAGCUUGUAGAGAUGCUUGCAAAGAAAAGACUUCAACAGGAAUUCCUAGAUCAUGGAGUACUGUCUGUUUUGAGAACUUGGCUUGAACCCUUACCUGAUGGAAGUUUGCCUAACGUCAACAUUAGGACGACCAUAUUGGAGAUUUUGAUCGAGUUAUCCCUUGGUUUAGAAAACUUUGAGAGGAGGGAACAACUAAGGAAGAGUGGCCUCGGAAAGAUGAUUAUGUUUUUGUCAAAAUCUGAUGAGGAGAUCAAAGGCAAUAAAAAGCUUGCUCAAGCAAUUAUUGAUAAAUGGAGUCGUCCAAUUUUCAACAAUAGCCUUAGAUACGAGGAUGUACGGGAUGUUGAUAUAGCUUCCUAUCAGAGGACAUUCGCUAAGAAGCCUGUAACUAAAGCUGCAAGAUUGGAUGCAAUGGAUGAUGAUGCCGAUCUGGUUGCACCCCCAAAGGUUGUCAAAUCCCUCCAAAUAACUUCAGCACCCCAACGUGCUACUCUACCAGAGAAGGCACCUUUGGAUUUUUUGGUCCGUCCACCGUCCAAGUCUUAUCCUGCGGAAAUCAUACGAGCUAAGAAGGCUGUGCAAGACCGCCAAACAAAGAUAGAUAAAAUAUUUAGACGGAUGAGAGCAGGAAAGAGGUCGAACCUUCAUGCAUUAAAGCUCAACUCAAAAGGCUGUGAAAUGUGCACCAUAUGAUGUGGAUGGAUUACUGAAGAUAAAAGCUUUGUAAUUAUUAGCGU
Molecule: messenger RNA, 868 nt
Organism: Dioscorea cayenensis subsp. rotundata (Guinea yam)
Lineage: Eukaryota; Viridiplantae; Streptophyta; Magnoliopsida; Dioscoreales; Dioscoreaceae
Product: protein IWS1 homolog 1-like
Exons: 8
Coding region: 45-824 (259 amino acids)
Biological process (GO): regulation of DNA-templated transcription elongation; brassinosteroid mediated signaling pathway
Source: RefSeq, a predicted model, not a curated record